AUGAAGAUAAUUACAGUUGAGGCAGAGUCUCAGGGGAGAUCAGACACCUGCCGUCCUCCUCCUCCUCCUCCUCCUCCUCCUGCUGCUGCUGCUGGAGCCCAGUGCUCUGAUGCCCCUGAUGCCCCUCGUGCCCACCUCCCGAUUCUGUUAACCCGAGUGAGUCCCAGAAGAUGGCUGAACCUGCAGGAGUACCAAAGCAAGAAGCUGAUGCAGGACAGCGGUGUGGCCGUUCAGCGGUUCUUUGUGGCUGACACUGCCUCCGAAGCCCUGGAAGCCGCCAAGAGACUCAAAGCGAAGGAGAUUGUGCUGAAAGCUCAGAUUUUAGCGGGAGGAAGAGGGAAAGGAGUGUUCAACAGUGGCCUGAAAGGAGGAGUGCAUUUAACAAAAGAUCCUGCCGUGGUUGGAGAGUUGGCCAGUAAGAUGCUUGGCUACAAUCUGACCACCAAACAGACGCCUAAGGAAGGAGUGGAAGUGAAAACGGUGAUGGUGGCUGAAGCUCUGGACAUUUCAAGGGAAACAUAUUUUGCCAUCCUGAUGGACCGCUCGUGUAAUGGACCCGUGAUGGUGGGCAGCCCUCAGGGUGGCAUGGACAUAGAGGAAGUGGCUGCCGCAACGCCAGAGCUCAUCUUCAAGGAAGUCAUAGAUAUUUUCGAGGGGGUCCGAGACGACCAGGCGCUACGUAUGGCAGCUAAUUUGGGAUUCAAAGGACCACUAGAGAGACAGGCUGCAGAUCAGAUUAAGCGACUCUAUGAUCUGUUCCUCAAAGUAGACGCCACUCAAGUCGAAGUCAAUCCACUUGGAGAAACACCUGAGGGACAAGUUGUGUGCUUUGAUGCUAAAAUCAACUUCGACGACAAUGCAGAAUUCAGACAGAAAGCGGUUUUCUCCAUGGACGACACUGCAGAAAGUGACCCCAUCGAAACCGAAGCGGCAAAAUACGACCUCAAAUACAUCGGAAUGGAUGGAAACAUCGCCUGUUUCGUUAAUGGUGCUGGCCUUGCUAUGGCAACAUGUGACAUCAUUGACUUGCAUGGCGGGAAGCCGGCAAACUUCUUGGACCUGGGCGGAGGUGUAAAGGAGAACCAGGUGUAUGCAGCCUUCAAACUUCUCACUGCCGACCCCAAGGUAGAGGCCAUCUUGGUGAACAUCUUUGGAGGUAUUGUUAACUGUGCCAUCAUUGCUAACGGCAUCACCAAAGCCUGCAGAGAACUGGAGCUCAAGGUUCCCCUGGUGGUCAGACUCGAAGGAACAAACGUCCAUGAGGCGAAGCGUAUCCUGUCUGAGAGCGGUCUGCCCAUCACCUCAGCCACUGACCUCGAUGAUGCCGCCCGCAAAGCUGUCGCCGCCAUUGCCAAGAAAUAAAUGCAAAUAUUCAUAAUGCACAUUCACACAACAGACAUACCAAUAAACAGAAUCACCAACAGAGCUGCAGACAGAAACAAACAGAGCCAUACACACUUCAUUCACUCACACACGGCUGAACAACAGCUACUUAUAUAUACAGUUUUUUUUUUUUUUUUAUGGACAGAACGUUUUCAGGGACAUCUUACGAUUGCUGGGUUGAGAUAUUUUUGUCAUCCAAAUGCAGCCAUUUCUGUAGCUCAAAUAUUUUCAGAACAUUCAUUGCCUUACUGUAUGCCUUUUUAUGCAAAGUUUCAUAUACCGAUUAUAAGUAUGGAUUUUUAUUUUUAAUUAAGCUUUGAAAUGAUUAAUAGUAAUAGCUUAACUGCAUUCCACGUGAGUUCUAAUUCCGUUCUAGUUUUUAUUUGCCUUAAGUAAACCAUAAACCAUUAAAAUGCCGUGUGGUGGAAUUGCCUCAUUUUUGUAUGAUUGAACUGUGAAGUACAUCUUAAAUCUGAUAUUGAUUUCCUGAUCUCCAUAUGAUAUCACCGUCCCUAUUUAACUUAAAGGUUUAUCUUGUUUAUAAGGGUGUGAUAGAAAUUUUUUAUUGGUAUAAAAUGUAAAACUCUACAUGCCUGUAAUUCCCCUGCCUAAUUGGUUAUUGGAUAGUAAAUUAAUUAUUUAUAAAGUUUCUAGAUUACAUAAAGAAAAUAAAUCUGUUAUAUCUGUAUGCAUCAUGGUUUAUAUUUGCAUUAGUUUUUUUUUUUUCUUCCAUAAUGUUGGUGUAGUUUUUAUACUGUGCCUGUCAUGAAGAUGUUUUAAAACCUAAAGGCCCAUAAUACAUGUAAUUAACUUUUUGUAAUCUUGAAUGUAUUUUCAAAGUUAAUGUACAUUAAAAAUGAGUCAAAAUGUUUAGAAUAAAAGAAGAUUUGAAUGAUA
This is a messenger RNA of Danio rerio (zebrafish), 2280 nucleotides long. The record is from RefSeq and is a predicted model, not a curated record. NCBI's taxonomy places the organism in Eukaryota, Metazoa, Chordata, Actinopteri, Cypriniformes, Danionidae.